GUCAGCUUUUAGGCCAGCCACGCCAAUCCAACCUCAGCUCCUUUCGCUCCCCGUGAAACGUCCAGGAAAUUCUGACCAUCAACCAUCUUUGAGGUCGACAACAUUUUAGAAGUCGUCUUCAUAUCGAAACCUUUUCCUGUCGGGUCAUUUAUCAUGAAGUGAUUUGAGCCUGUUCUGGCCUGGUCUUUACAAGAUCUUCUACGGUACUGCAGCGACAUGGCAGACGAGGGUUUGGCUGGAACGAUUAUCGGCACCGCCAGAGCCGGCAUCAGGCUCUCUGUGACACUGCACAAUUUCUCCGAAACCGUCACCACCGCGCAGACAGAAAUCAAAAGCAUCGCGAACAACGUCUCACUGACGGCAUCGGUCCUCCACGAGCUUGGUGUCAAGCUCGAUCAGGAUGAUGAUGACGAUGGCGAUGAUGAAGGUCAGUUGUACUCGAGCUCGGCGACAGGCACAGCGCGAGACGUGGCCCGGGAAUGCGAGAGCGUCUUCCGCGAAAUCAACGCAACAAUUGGGAAAGCCAUGCAAAGUGCUGCGGAGCGAGGCGUGAAGAACGGAAAAGUGCCCGCCUUGUCGCCCCUGGAGCGGAUGAAGUAUCCUUUCUUGCAGCCCAAGAUGGAACUUCUCGGAGCGAAUUUGGAGCGGUUGAAGAGCACGCUGGUACUCCUGCUGAACGUGCUGAGUUAUGCUCGAGACCUGAAAACCGAGAAGCACGACACCACCACUGAAGACGAUGGCUAUCAGAAAUUGCUUAUCGACAACCUCGUCCGAGCCAACCAGGAAGCAACGAGGACUUACGAAACCCUGGUCAAAAAGCUCGAUGAUCAGGAUCACGACGGUAUUCCAGAAGACGGCCCGAGCCCGGAUCGAUCACGCCCUACCUCAUCGGAAAAAGGUAAUGGAAGCGCGAGUCUUAGACUGUCCAUGAUCAAGGCGCCUGACUCGGACGACUCCCAUGUCGAGGCUAGCAGUCCCAGGGCAAAAGCAGCCUCGACAAUUCAAGCCUGUCUGGAUCGCAUUGAAAACGCCCUGGUCAAAGUCGAACAGUCAAGUUCUGUGCUGCACCACUCCUCCGGCAUCGCAGUCCGCAUCGAGCUCGACAGGGAGACCAGACUUCCUGCAAAUGCGCAGCAGUCCCCAACCCCGCGCAUAACAGUCUCGAUACUGCAAAAGCAAACGCGUCGUCGACAGGACUCCUUGCAGUCAAGGACCAACAGCACCCGCGGGAACACCAACGGCCUAAGCAGAUCGAACACGUGGUACUCUACGCUCUGGAAUUCCAUGCCGUCUCCCUACUCUGCAGUGAGCUCGAUUCAGCAGACCCUCGACAAUACCGGCCUCUUCCUCGCCACAGAACAGGUCACCGAAGAUGCAGGCAACGUACUCAGCCACAAUCUUGACCAGAAUACCCCGUACGGUCAAAAUUCCGGCAUGGGAUAUGGAUACCACACCGCAUACGCGCCGCUCUCCGAUGGUGAUGAGAGCCCUGAAUCCGACGGGCCGACCUUGGCAGAAGCGUUCCGCGCCGCUCUGCCAGAAUCACUCCUCCCUGGGCGCCGACCCGAUCCGUCGCUCAGAACUGGCGAUAUAGAAAUGAACCCCGUCCAGGCCCAUCACGAAACGUUGCGACCGUUGAUCCUGCCGGAAGCAGUUGAGAGCGGCAGUGUCCACGGCCAUGGUCAGGUUCCAGAAGUGCGUGUUGAGCCGGAUACAGCCACAGCCACGACUGCAGUCACAACUCUGGAUGAUGCCCACCAAGACCAAGACCAAGUGCAGCACGCUGCUGUUGCUGUGCAAGAUCAAUAUCGAACUCAAAAUCAAAAUCAAAAUGGCGAGGGUCCGGCCAAGAACGACGACAAUGAUUGGAGCGUCGAGCAAGACGCCCGUAUGAAGGAUAUCCUCAACGCCAGCAUCCAGGCUGCCGUCGCCGAGGGCAAGAGAGAAAUGUCAUCGCCGAGCUCUGUAAGAGACAAUGAAGGAAGUCGUGACAACACCGGAAAGCAGGCAGAGAAAGACGAGUUGCCGACUGGAAUGGUGGUGGUAGACAAGAAGGGCAAAGGAAAGGGAAAGGGAAAAGCCGCAGAGUAUGAGGUGCCGUCCAUACUAAAGAAUUCUGGCAAUGGCGGCGGUGGUGGUAAUGGUGGCGGCGAUGCGGUUGAUCGAUUACUAGGCGAGUGGACGACUUUGCGCGUCUCUGGCUCUCCUGCUGGUCAUGGCGAAGGCGAUACUGGGACUGCAAGCAAAUCCCCUUGAUCGAUCAUCGCCAUCGCCAUCGCCAUCGCCGUCACUGUUGGUAUUGGCACCUGUGUUUGAGUUACUGAAUGCUAUCGAAGCGGGAGUAUUCGUGGAUAUCAAGUGUUUGGGUAAAAGGUUGAGAUAGGCCAAUCCGGAUUUUUGGCUUUCUGGGCCAAAGUCUUGUGUUCAAGA
Molecule: messenger RNA, 2430 nt
Organism: Exophiala xenobiotica
Lineage: Eukaryota; Fungi; Ascomycota; Eurotiomycetes; Chaetothyriales; Herpotrichiellaceae
Exons: 3
Coding region: 217-2256 (679 amino acids)
Biological process (GO): regulation of DNA-templated transcription
Source: RefSeq, a predicted model, not a curated record